AUGAAUUGCAUGUAAUGUACUGCUCUAGAAGAAACUACGUGAUCGCGGGGCACUCAUCGUGAGUAAUGUCAACUUGAUUGUCAAUUAAAACCUCCGAAAUGCAUAAAUUAAAGUCGUCGCAGAGAGAGAAAGUUCGGCAGUUCAUUGCGUUCACAAACACGGGAGAGAAGACUGCCAUUUACUGUUUACAACAACACGACUGGAGGCUUGAUAUAGCUUCAGAUAAUUAUUUCCAGAAGCCAGAUGUAUACUAUAGAGAAUCCAAAGCAGCAGUUGACAAAAAGACUCUUGAACAACUGUACAAAAGAUAUAAAGAUCCACAAGAGGAUGAUAAGAUUCUAGCGGAGGGGGUAGCUAAGUUCUGCGAGGACCUGAACCUCGAUCCUGCCAGCAGACCUGUCCUCAUCAUCGCAUGGAAAUUCAAAGCAGCCACCCAGUGUGAAUUCACACGUAAAGAAUUCACAGAUGGCAUGACAGAGUUAGGGUGUGACUCAAUACAGACGCUGAGACUAAAAAUACCUACGUUGGAUAAUGAACUCAGGGAUACAUCUAAGUUCAAAGAUUUCUACCAGUUCACAUUUAACUUUGCUAAGAAUCCUGGCCAGAAGAGUUUAGAUCUUGAAAUGGCAAUUGCAUAUUGGAAUAUAGUACUUCAAGGAAGAUUCAAGUUCUUAGAUGAAUGGACGCAAUUUCUCAGAGAGCAUCACAAAAAGUCAAUACCUAGGGAUACGUGGAACCUCCUGCUUGAUUUCAGUAACAUGAUUGCUGAUGACAUGAGCAACUACGAUGAAGAAGGUGCUUGGCCAGUUCUAAUAGAUGCAUUUGUAGAGCAUGUUAAGCCGUCAAUACCCUGUAAAAGUACGGUAGUGUGACAGCAUGAAACAUCUCUCCUCCUUCCUGCCGCCAGCCAGCCAAUCAGUUCCUCAACAGUUACUUUCACGCUUGAAUUCCACGCCGAAGGAUGAACGAUGACGCCUUGCACGGGACGAGAGACGUAGAAAACACCUGGAAAGAUUUGUGUGAAGUCGUCCGCGGAAAGGCAUCGUGAAUACUAUGUGUGGGGUUGCUGCAUAGCCUCUAUGGUUUUCUACAGAAUAUGUGUAUUAUGGAGAGCAAGUAUGCCAUGCUUUAUACAGUGUUUGAACUUUUCUCGUGUGAAAGCAAGCUGCAUGAUGUUGAGACUAGAGAGAGGAGUAAAUCAUGUUUAUAUUCAGUAUUGGGAGAGUUGUUGGUGUGCCACUAUUUAACUGUUAAAGGACUAACUUUAAGGAUGUGUCUGUUCUUGCUACACAAAACAUCCUUUUCAUGUUGAGCAUGCACCAAGGUCGCGGUCAUUGUUUUUCAAUAUUUUGUUCCUUCAUUGCGGCCCGUGGUUUUAAAGGAAAGGAUGAUUUUUAUUUAUCUGAUUUUUGCAUCCAAAUGUAUCUGUACUAUUCUUUGUAAGUUCAGCCAUCUUUCCAGUGCGGAUGAGCAUUUGCAUUGAUGAUUUAAUGGCCGGAGCCGAAUAGUUUUGAUGAACUCAGGCCCUGUCUUUAAUACAAAGAGAUGCGACCGAUCCGGAUUGAUCACAAGUCCUCCAAUCAAUCUCAAAUGUACAAACUUCAAUCUCUUGAGUACAGAGUUGUAAUUGUUAUCAAGUUGCAAUCAAUUUGAAUUAAUCACUCCUCUUUGUUAGACAAUGCUGGUGUAUUGUUUGGAUCAGAAUUUCAGUUAUUAUUCAGUUUAAUAUCAGCAAUUCUGGAAACACCAUCUGUUUCCAAAUGAAUAUACCUGUAUGCCAGAAGCAGCCAGACGAUGCAGGUCCACCAAGUCGGCGGCAUAGCAAAGUAAAUUGUGUUUUGGUUCAUAUACUCUGUAGGGUUUCUCUUAUCUUUACAUGAGUUAUCUCUUUCUUCUUUCAUCCUCUUUACUCUUCUCUCUUUUCUCGAACAUCCCCUGUUUCUCCCUUUUGCUUGUUUCUGCCCUCUUCUGUUCUCUCAUUCUCUUUCAUUUUCCUGUCUCAUCUCAACGAUCUGCACUCAUUUUCCCUACUCUUUUAUCUUCAACUGUCCUCUCCUCUUUUCUGCCCAUAUCUCAUCUUCUUUCAAAUUCUCUCUUUUAAGAUUUGUUUCAUAAUCAUAUUUCUGUUCUUCCAUGGUGUAAUUUAAUUGAUAUUAUUAAUAUGUUCAGGGUAUCAGAGAACGUUUGUAUAUGGGGGAGGGGGUCAAUUUGGUCUAAAACAUGAAGCUUUCAUGAUUUUCACAA
Molecule: messenger RNA, 2244 nt
Organism: Strongylocentrotus purpuratus (purple sea urchin)
Lineage: Eukaryota; Metazoa; Echinodermata; Echinoidea; Camarodonta; Strongylocentrotidae
Product: DCN1-like protein 1
Exons: 7
Coding region: 99-872 (257 amino acids)
Biological process (GO): protein neddylation; positive regulation of ubiquitin-protein transferase activity
Cellular component (GO): ubiquitin ligase complex
Molecular function (GO): cullin family protein binding; ubiquitin conjugating enzyme binding; ubiquitin-like protein binding
Source: RefSeq, a predicted model, not a curated record